Adineta ricciae is the source of this 4923-nucleotide messenger RNA. The record is from the annotation of a GenBank genome assembly. Lineage: Eukaryota; Metazoa; Rotifera; Eurotatoria; Adinetida; Adinetidae.
AUGGCGGAUUUUAACGAUGAUGACAACUACGUAACAUAUGAAGGUUUUACAGCGAUUGAUUCCGAUGAUCCACAGGAAGAUGCUGAUCCAAACGAAGUUCGCGUUGAAGAUCCCGAAGAAAAUGUCAUUUUUUCUGCUGUGUUAAAUCGUGAAAUCGAACAGCCACAGCAGAUUGCAAGUGAACCAGAAGAAACUCUUCAAUUUCAAGAUGACAUUGACGAAGCAUUGAGUGACAGUGGAAUCGACGAUGAAACUGGUUCUCUAGGAUCAAACGAACCGAACAAUCCACCUGAGAUCAGCAUUCCAAAUGUUCCAAUUGGUCGUGGUCGGCAAGGAAAAACAGCUACCGAUGAAAAUGAUAGACCAUUGCCGCCACCUAAGAUUCGUGAUGUUUCUGAAGAUGGUUUUUAUUCAAAACCUGGAAGAAAAAUACAUUUACCAGUCAUAUUCAGUUUUGUUAUUCUCAUAUUGUUUGGAGUGUUCGAGCUAGAACCAGAGACUAAGAACAUCUUUUUCUCGCUUCUUAUUAUCAGAAAAGAUCGGGCCAAUUCCCAAUGGUAUGUAUGUGUAAAUAUUCAUCGAAUUGAACAUCGUGAAACAGCGUUAAUUGAUUUUCAAGUUGAAUUCAAACAGAUAUCAUUCAUCGUCGACAAGGUUGGAUUAGGAGAUCAAGGUUAUUCUCACGCCUGUGCACGAUUUAAAGAUCUCUUACCUGACAGUAACAAGUUCGAUUUACCCAAAGAACCGAAUUAUGAUAUUUGGAGUUUUGGUUUACACAACUUUCACGUUAACUUACCACAAUCUAUUCCGAUGAAUAUUCACAAACUCAUACCCGAAAAGUUCGAUAAUGAAUCCCAUCAUCCAUAUUGGUUUACGUUUAAGCCGGUGCCAACGUUUUCAAAUUGGAAUUUACCCAAAUUAAAAGUCAGAUAUCCUGAAAAACAAAACUUUCCGGACUACUUGAUCGAUCGUUCGAUCUAUGCUGAUUUAGCCUACGGUGCAUUGACAUCAAUCAGACGGUUUGCUUUUGAUCCAGAUUUUAUCUUUCGCAAAAAGACUAGAUGGUCAUUCAACUUCUUCGACGAACGCUUCGAAAUUUUUGCUAAUCAAUCCGAAAGGUUGUCUGAUGACUCUGGAUGGGAUAUUACUCAGGUAAAAUAUAGGUUUCCUCUGGACAUUAUUGAUCGCGUAGCUGUUAUUCAACUAUGGAAUGAUGGAUUCACCUUGUUUCUAAAUAUGAAAGGAAAUGUUCACUUUUUAAAGCGUAACAAAAGUUCUUCAUCAAGCGACUUCUUUGUACGACAAGGAAAUCGAGAUGAUAAACCAAUACCACUCUUCUCUACUAUUCGACUCCGUAUAAGAUUGAAAGAGGAAGGCCGCCUAGCAGAAUAUUUCGAAAAGGAUCAGCAAAACGGAAAGACGCCAGCGAAUAAUAUAGAUGAUUACUUAAAAAACAUCAUCGACGAAGGAAUUCUCCAAAUAAAAUAUUUAUUUACAAAGUUCCUCGAAUUCUUUGACAAAAACCAUAUUCACGUCAGUUUUGGCUCGAUUACAUCAAAAGCGAUGAAUUUAAAUCAGGUAUUAUCGAUCCGUUAUCACGUAUUUCCAACAUUUAUCAAAUCUUAUUCUUGGACCAUGUUACAUAAUAUUGGCUUUCGUGUCCUAGUUCAACUGUACACUUGCAAAGAAUUUGUGCGACAACUGAAAGAUUACUCUACCUUACGCUAUGACAAGGAGACAGAUUGGGAAGCGGAUGAUCGUUUCUAUCGUUUGUGUUUGUAUCUACAUCGACGAACAUCAGAAUACUUCUUUCUCGAUCUCGACGAGGAAAUUAAGAACGGUAUAAAUCGAUACAAAGCACAAUACGACCAAGCACGAGCAAAGGGUUACUGGAUGCAUCGAUUUAAUGAAAAUGAUCAAUCAACGGCCUACAUUCCAUCUGUUGUCUUAACUCCGACGACUAUCAAAAUUCGUCCAUUAAAGUUAUGCAAACUAAAUCGCAUCUUACGUGAGAAAAGAUUCGGAAGGGUUACCCAUUUCUGUCUAGUCGAGUUGCGUGAUGAAGCACAACGUAUGCUGUUCCCAAAUGAAUUUCGAGCGUUGAGAGAUCAGAUUUUAAAUUACCUAACAAACGGCUUUGAGCUAACACCUAAGCUAAUGUAUACUUAUCUCCAUCAUUCGCAAAGUCAGGUAAAGGCAAAGCAAUUCUGGUUCUAUCAUCACGAUGAGACAAAUCUUUCGCACAAUGAUGCUUACAUUUGGAUGGGAAACUUUGACAAAGAACGUGUAGUAUCGAAACAUACAGCACGUAUCGCAUUGUGUUUCACAAGUUCAGAUGAAACGAUUCGGAUACCGGCAGAAACAGUCAAAUAUGAGCGCGAUAUCAAAGAUUCAACGGGAGAUUACACAUUUUCUGAUGGUGUUGGCCAAAUAUCAGCUGCACUUCGAGAUAAAAUCAAACAUUUCAUAGAUCCAUUAGAUCGGCGUCGUUCUUUUAGUGUUCUACAAAUUCGAUAUGGUGGUUGUAAGGGCACGGUUUCGGUUGUUCCUCAACUUGACGAUAAAAAAUAUCAACUAAUCAUGCGGGAUUCUAUGAACAAAUUCAUUUCAGACCACGACAAACUUGAAGUAUGCAAACUAUCUGCACCACGUACGUUAUAUCUCAAUCGACAAGAUAUCAUCUUACUUGAAAGCCGUGAUGUGCCUCAUACGAACUUCUUGGCCUUUCAGAACGAAUAUCAUUUUAAGUUAAUUAAAGCUUUACUAAACCCAAAUGAUUCGCACGAAUUACUGAGCAACAAACUUUUGCCGGUGUUCAAAUUGGACAAAAUAAUACGAAACUUUAACGUGGUGGAAGAGCAAUUUUUUAUCAAAUUACUCGUUACCUGUAUAUAUAAUGUCAUACGUGAAUUGUUAGACCGCACAAGAGUAUACGUAUCGUCUGACAAAGCUAGAAAUAUGUUUGGUAUUGUGGAUGAAUAUGCUGUUUUGGAAGAAGGUGAGGUUUUCGUUCAAUAUACCAGAUUACAUGAGCAUACGCUAGAACGCACGGAAAGAACGGGAGACGAACGCGUAAUACUCGAAGGAAAUGUCGUGAUCACCAAAAAUCCGUGCCAUCAUCCGGGUGAUUUGAGAGUAUUUAAAGCUGUCAAUCGAAAAGAGUUGCACCAUCUAGUUGAUUGCGUCGUCUUUCCACAGAAAGGUCGUCGACCACAUCCGAACGAAAUCUCUGGCUCUGACUUAGAUGGUGAUGAAUAUGUUGUCAUAUGGCAUGAAUAUUUGAUACCAACUACAGAAAAUGAAGAAGCGUAUAAUUAUGAUGGACAGGACGAACCAAAAAAAAUGGAGCGACCUAUCGAACGCAAAGAUAUCAUUGAUGUUGUCAUGGAGAUUAGUGAACAAGACUGUUUAGGAAGUUUAUCAAACAUUCAUUUAGCUUAUGCUGAUAGAGAAGGUGUCAAGUCUGACUUCUGUAAGAAACUAGCUGGAUGGAUUUCCGAAGAAGUCGAUGCAGCUAAAACAGGCCAUCAUCCUGUAUCGUCCGAGGACCUAUACCGAUACAAAGAAGACUUAGGUAACGAAUGGCCUGAUUUUAUGAAAACGCGUGGUUCCAGGAAAUAUUAUCGGUCAAAACGUAUUCUCGGAAAGUUGUAUCGUUCAGCGGAACGUGCUGCUCAUGGUUGGAGUCGAGCAAUUCGUCAGCAUGGCAAUCCACGGUAUCAAACUUUAGUAACAGAACUGGAUUCUACUUCUACAAAUCCAAAUGAAGAGAUAAGAGAUGCAGAAAUUCGAUCGAAUUCUUUCCAACCAUUGGAUAAAUACAUAUAUCACAAAAACUAUGAAAAGUAUUUAGAACCAAUCAAACGUUUAUAUGGCGACUACAGAUAUGAACUACUUGAAAUUAUUAGUUUAUAUCGUUUUCAGGAUGAAAUCGAUCUUCUGUGUCGAUGUGAGUCCAUGGAUGCAUCUGCCGGUGGGAAAAAAGGUGGUUUGGAAGAUUCAGCUGCAAUGGAAGUGAAAAAUUUAGUUCAAAGGAUUAGACAGGAAUUUUACGCUGAAUUCGAUGAACGACGCAAGAAAAAAAGAUGCUGCGAAGAACAUUCUGUUGGUAAACGACUCAAGAUCCACAAUUGUGAACGUUGUAGUGAAGACAAAAAAGCUAAAGCUGCGUGUGCUUAUAUAUAUAGCUAUGAAAGAAGUCGACGCUUACCACCAAAAUCUAAUCGACGUGUCCUAAGUUUUCCUUGGCUUUUCUCGGAAUAUUUGAUUCGCUUGAAAUGGGAAAAUCGUCCAAAGGAUGUUGAUGAUCGUCCAAAUUUCAUCAUUGCCAACGCACUGGCACUAUACACGGAAAAACUUGUACCAGAAUUCAAAGUCUUCGUUCCAAAUGAUUUGACCGAUACCGAUUCCGUUAUUUUUCAUUAUGGAAAAAAACAAGUAGCACCACGAACAUUCUCUACAAUACUUGCAGCUUCCAACGAAACUAAACAUGAAGUUUCACUAUUGAAUGUAUGUUGUAUUGAAAUUUUAAAUGACUGGCUAAUCAAGCAAAAGAUCUUCGGAGAUGAAUGCAUAGAAACAGAGUCCAAACCUCUCGUACCGUCAUCGAUCUGGCAAGAACUAAUCGUGUAUUUCAUUACUGAGAAAUAUCAAGAAAAUGUUUUUCCAUCACUAUUAUCCACUGGACAAAACUAUAUCAGCGAACGAUACACUACCAGGAUCCGAGAGUACAGUAAGCGAUGGGCGAAAGAUAUUUUCUAUCAAACAGAAUUACACGGAAUGUUUUGUAAAAUCCACGACUAUGCUAUAGAACGUGCUCGAGCUACUCAAUUAAUGGUAUGGGCAUAUCUUGAUGAUUAUAUUUUAUCAGCGUUGCAAUGCAUUGGAAUCGAGAAAUGUCUAUCCGAUGGCUGGAUCAAGUAA